This is a messenger RNA of Auxenochlorella protothecoides, 1194 nucleotides long. RefSeq lists its product as hypothetical. NCBI's taxonomy places the organism in Eukaryota, Viridiplantae, Chlorophyta, Trebouxiophyceae, Chlorellales, Chlorellaceae. The transcript is spliced from 5 exons. Bases 1 to 1194 code for a protein of 397 amino acids. The record is from RefSeq and is a predicted model, not a curated record. Gene Ontology annotation, molecular function: glycosyltransferase activity.
AUGGCAAGGAAACGAUUUGCUGCAGGGCAGCGGUCAACUUCCGCCGUCCACCUGCUCGUAUGGCUGGUGCUGGGGAUUGGCAUCGGGGCGGUGGCGGGCUUCAUCUUCAUGGGCACGGUGCACACGAUGCUGGCUUCCCGCGGGGCCGACCACUACGGCAGCGCCCCCGUGGCCGGCGCCAGCACGAAGCCUCCCGCGGGCACCAUCCACAUCCUCAUGACCUCCAACGGCUCCCCCUACCAGAACUACCAGACACGCAUCCUGCUGGGCACCUACGAGAUCAUCAAGGGCAUGCCUGGCGGCGAGCGUCACGUGGGCAUCACCCGCAUCCUGCAUCGCACCAAGCCCGACAUCCUGAUGGAGAUCAUCGACACCUUCCAUGCCACGCCACUGCAGCCAGCCUGCGACGGCUGGUGCAACUACCCUGUCUCUGACAGAGGGAAUGCCAUGCGGCAGUUCUUCGACUCCCUCCCCUCCACCCCCGACCGCAUCAAGGGGGAGUGGCUGUACAUGAUUGAGUCCGACUAUGUCUUCAUGAAGCCGCUGGGCAUCCCCAGCACCCCGCCAGAGGGUUAUGCAGGCUGGGCGUUUCCCUUCAAUUACAUCAACCCAAUUGCCGUCCCGAAUGAGAUGCAGAAACUCUCUCCGGGUGUGGAUGUGAAGAGCAUUCCCCCCACUGGACCCGCACCCAUUGUGCUCAGCCUGCAAGACUGGAUCAAGGUGACGCCCAGCUGGGAGCGACUGACCGCGGCCAUUGAGGCAGACACGGAGGUCCGUGACCGCCUGGGAUGGGUGCGUGAAAUGUAUGCCUUCUCCCUGGCCCUGGUGGAGACCGGUAUCAAGGUAGAGCUGCGGACCGAGGGGCAGAGCCCCUUUAUCGCCCACCUGCCGGGCCAGGCGGGGCUGGGCGAGGCGCACGCCUUCCACUACACCCUCUGCACCAUCUACAAGACCAUGGACGGCGGGGACGCGUGGGGCUUUGACAAGCGCUUCUACACGGAGCCGCAGCACGCGCUGGAGCUGACGCGCAUCCCGCCCAUGCCCGAGUUCGAGGCGGGCAAGUACAAGUUCGUGGAGGGGCCGCCGGUGACCCUGGAGAAGCACAACGCCAUCAAGCAGAUGAUAGACCAGAUCAACAAGGGCAUGGACCUGGCGGUGCCCCUGCCCGAGGCAGCAAAGGCGCGGGCCUUCUAG